AUGGAAGGUUUUGAAGCAAUCUUGUCCCCAUCUAAAGCGCGACAGGCAGCUUCGCAGGCCAAAGAUUGGGCGUAUGUUACAAACUGGCUGAACCGUAAAUAUUCCCCCAACCGUGUACCGAAUUUUGAGCGCAACGACGACACUCUAAAGGCCCUACUAAAUAUCGCCGCCGCCAAUGACACCGCAGACGAAGAGGAAGCACUUAUACAUCGCGCCAGAGAGGAAACCAUUGGCCUCUUGAAAGCCACUGAGGCAGAGCGAUCUCCGGAUCCCACUCUUGCACUUCUUGAGGAUAUCGAGGAUGAGCUUGAUGAUAAAAGCAACAAACUUCUUCAGGAUAUGGCUGAAACGGCGGUGCUGCUAGGUAUCCCUACGGGGGAUUUGGCGAACCUCGAUCGAAGCAUUUUGAAUUUGACGAGAGAAGAGUUCAACGCCACAGAGCAGCUCCAGAAGCUGGAAACAUUGCAGCUUUAUUUAAAGAGGGAAAUUGCCACGCUCCAUGAGCAACUAGAAGAACUCAAAGAUGACCGCAAAUACGAGACGCCGCCAGAUUUACCCGCGAAGACUAGCGAAUGGGUCAGGAAUAAGAAGACGGUAGACGCGAAAGCCAAAGAAUACCAGAGCAGGAUCAUGGCUUGGGCAAAACUCCCUGAAAUUGGGAAGCCCAGGAUUGAAGAUUUAAUGAUUGAAGAAGAAGGCGUGGUUCGGAUUAGAGAAAAGGUGAAGAGCCUUGAAAACACAGUCAGCACAUUCCAUGGGUUACCCUCCAACAUCGUCGAUGCAAAAUCAGAAUAUCAAAAGCUCGAGAAUGAGCUCCAUGCGCUUAUUCGGCAACGCGAUCAAUUGUUUGAAGGGUUGGUAGGCAGGAGCAAUCGUUGA
Uncinocarpus reesii 1704 is the source of this 879-nucleotide messenger RNA. RefSeq lists its product as uncharacterized. NCBI's taxonomy places the organism in Eukaryota, Fungi, Ascomycota, Eurotiomycetes, Onygenales, Onygenaceae. Gene Ontology annotation, biological process: spindle assembly. The coding region runs from base 1 to 879 and encodes 292 amino acids. The record is from RefSeq and is a predicted model, not a curated record. The transcript has a single exon. Gene Ontology annotation, cellular component: HAUS complex; cytosol.